CUCAAAGGCCGCAAAUGUUAUGUGGUCAGCCUUUUCUUUUUCUUUGCCCUCCUGCCUUUACUUUGUAUGUGCGCAAGGCUUAUACCGUUACUGAGGAACAAACCAAAAAUUCCGGAUCCAAUACCAACUGCGGCGUUUCUUUAUAAUUUACCCUCAUAUAUUUACUUCGCUCCCCAAACUAAGUUGAUCGAGUCGAUUGUGGCAGAGCUGAACGUAAAUAAAACCACAGGAUUUGAAAACUCGCACAAACUUUAUGAAGCCUUGGUUAGUUUUUCGAAGGAACAAAGUUCUGUGAUUGGUAUCAAAUUUUCCGACCCCUGGACAGAAUGGCCUGAUAAGCUGUCUUUCACCCUCCAUUCUGGCAAGCCAGUUGAUUUAAACGUGGAUAUUAUGUACUUAGCAGACGGAUCGUAUCCGUUAUAUAAAACCGGCUUCUUAGCCGUACAGCAGGCAUUGAGCCAGGUCCAUAUUAAGCACAAGUGUAAGGAAUUCAAUAAGACCCAGGGGGAUAUCAAGUUUCCACCAAUUAAGGACCUUCCUUCCCCGCCAAUUUUUAAGUCGGACAACUCAUCUACCUUACAAGAUGUGGGCAUAAUGAUUAUUGUAAUCAUUAUCUUCUUUGUGGUUGUCAGCUUGACAAAGUCCAUCGUCGAGGAAAAGGAGCUCCAGCUUAAGGUGACACUGAACCUGAUGGGUGUGGGCUCUUGUCUGCAGUGGGUGGCGUGGUACAUCCAGACCUUCAUAAUAUUCUUGAUCGGAUCAUCGAUAAUAACGUUGUUCUGGAAACUCGUCCUACCAAAUUCUGAGAUAUCCUUUAUGCCCUUCACCCACUGGUCGAUGGCACUGUUCGUUCUGCUAGUGCUCAGCCACUGCACGAUCUGCUUUAGCUUCCUGAUGAGCAGUCUAAUCUCUACAACAUAUCGCAUCUCGCUGGUUACUUUUCUUGCCUUGAUUGCCACCUAUCUUCCCUUUUUGAUUUUGCACUCAAAGGGAUGUUCGGAAGGAUUGAACGUGUUCCUCAGCCUUUUCUUGUUGUCUGGACUGCAAGUGUUGGUCGUCGGCAUUUGCAUGUGGGAGGACUACGGUGAAGGUCUACAGUGGGGUAAUCUCUUCGAGACCUCAUGGCCGGGAGGCACGCUGAGCGUUGGCUAUAUCCUUUUGGUCAUGAUAUUGGCUAGCUUUCUUUCCCUGCUUCUAUGCCUAUACCUUGAGAAAAUCCGGCCAGGCCCUUACGGUGUUCCCCAACCUUGGCAUUUCCCCUGCACCCGCUGCUGCUCCACAGAAAGUCUCUUGCCCUAUAGCCGUCUCUUUAACAGAAUAUUCGGCAUAUAUAGCGCGGCCCCAGAUGAGGAACGUCCCGACCUCCAAUUGAUUGAACCAGAUCCCGUGGACAAGAUCGCCGGCGUUCAGAUCAGAGGUCUUAGCAAGACUUUCGGCAAGAUGGAGGUCGUGAAGAACGUUAGCUUCGACAUGUUCGAGGGACAGAUCACGGUGCUAAUGGGACACAAUGGAGCGGGCAAGACCACACUUAUCAGUAUGCUGGCUGGAUUCAUUUCGCCCACUUCGGGGACGGCUCUGAUAAAUGGCUUUGACAUCCGGCAGGAACGAAGACAGGCCCAGAGAUGCAUUGGUCUGUGCCCGCAGCAGAACGUCCUCUUUAAGCACCUUAGCUCGGUUAGUCACAUUCAGCUCUUUAGCCGCCUUCGAGGACUCCGGGGCGCGGAAGUGAAGUCGGAGGUGCAAAAUUACCUGAAGAAGCUUAAUCUGCAGGAGAAGAAGAGAUUGGCUGCUCGGAAUCUCUCCGGCGGAACCCAGCGGCGUCUAAGUGUCGCCUGUUCUCUUUGUGGGGGAGUCAAGGUUCUCAUCUGCGACGAACCCAGUACCGGAUUGGAUCCCAGCGCCCGGCGGGAGCUGUGGAGACUAAUACUGGAGGCGAAGGAGGGCUGCACCAUACUUUUGACAACGCACCAGUUGGAUGACGGAGAGGUCCUGGGCGAUCGGGUGGUCAUCAUCAGCGAUGGGCAGUUGAGAUGCAUUGGAUCGUUGCCAUUUCUCAAGAAACAGGUGGAUGCCAGCUGCUUGAUCACCUGCGAAGCCAGGAAGCGAUGUGACCUGGAGAAGCUGACUUCCCUGAUAUCUCGCCAUGUGGGUACAAUUCAACCGUUCAGUAUUAAGGGCAGAGAUGUCUGCUACAAGCUGCCACUCAGCAAGUCAAAGUACUUUUCCUCGCUCUUCCGUGACUUGGAGAGCCAAAUGAACAUUUUGGGUGUUCGGGGAUUCAGCUUAAGCUCAGUGAGUCUGGAAGAGAUUUUCAUGAGCUUUGGGGCGGAGGACCUCAAUUCUCGCCAAUCGGGGGGUGCUGAGAAAAGAGAUGACGAUGACCGUGACGAUGAUGAGGAAAACGAGGUUCAGGAUGGAAAUGUGCGCAGCUGUAAAAAGCAAUGGAGAGCAAUGAUGACCAAGAAGGUUAUGGCUCUGUAUGACAACAAGGUUUACUUCCUGCUUUUGCUGUUGACUCCCAUUGUCUACUAUAUAACGACACUAAUGAUGGCCACAAAGCCUCAUCAUUCGGGCAGGCCCACGUUCAACAUCAGCGAUUACGGGGUAGAUAAGUUCACAAUUUUGCUUUCAGUGCCGGUAAGCAAGUCAUAUACGGAAGAACGUCGUGCAGACUCUAUUGCGUCGUUGAUCAAGGGAAAGUUAAAGUUAAUAGUCGUAUCGGAACAAAUUAAGGACUACGUGGAUGACAAAUGGAAGUCGAGAGAGGGCAGGCGUGAGAUUAACUUUGUGUCAAUGGCUAUUGACACUGGUGAUCGGACGGGUCUGAUCGGUUGGGUCGGACCCAGACACUACGUUCAUGCGGCGCCGAUGAUCCUUAAUCUUGUCUAUAAUGCCUUGGCCCAGGAGCUCAUUGGACCGAAAAUCAGCAUAGAGGUUACCAGCGUUCCAUUUACGCUGAGAAAAAAGGAGGAUUUUCUAAUUAGCAAUAAUGGAGAUAUCCCAAUAUACGUCAUAGGCUAUGUGAGCAUCGCCAUGAUUAUAUUCUCGAGUGCCGUAAUCCAAGAGAGGGUCUCGCACAUGAAGAUGCUGCAGGAGGUAUCCGGGCUGGAGAUGAUCACCUACUGGCUGAGUCACCUUGCCUUCGACAUGGUGGUCUUUUUUAUCUUGGUGCUGGCCCUGCUGCUUCCCCUGUACGGAUAUGCCCCAUGGUACCUUUUGCUGUGCGUGCUCUUCUUCACCGGAUUAGCGGGUCUGAUAUUUAUCUACUUCUUGAUAUCGAUGCUUUCGGCCACAUUUCUAGCCGUGUCUAUGAUCCUACUAUCUGUUAUUAUAGGAUCCUUAAUUUUGAUGAUUCUGGGAGCAUUGGCGCUGAUUUUUAAAAUGGUAUAUGUAGCUAUAUAUGUUGCCAACAUGCAUCCAUUGAUAGCUGGCUAUAACUGCAUACAAAAAUGCUUUCACUACAUGUCUCUGUGCGGGUCCUACAUUUCGGAAGCCCAAAAUCCACUCUCUGAAAAUCUAACUUCUGAUGAAAUGUAUUGCAUCAACCCCUUGGCCUUCUUAGAACCACGAUGUGUGUGCGUUAAUCCCAUGACAUGGCCUGAUAUGCUGGUCAUGCUUGGGACUGCCAUCAUACUCUUUCUGUUGAUAAUGUUUUUUGAGUACGGCAGUUGUGUUUGGUACAGAUGUAAGGGGUGUUGCCCAUACAGCUCAAAGGGCUCAAUUGAGGAUCCCAAAGUGUCCAGGGAGGCUGAGAAAAUCAGAGCUAUGGAUGCUGAUCAAAUAGGAACUCGGGCAUUGGUCGUCAAUGGGGUUUCAAAGAAGUAUGGCUGCGAUCAACUAGCCGUCAAUAACAUAUCCUUUGCUCUGAAACCGAGUCAUUGCGUGGGACUUCUCGGGCCCAAUGGAGCUGGAAAAACAACCACGUUCAAAAUGAUUGUUGGCGAGCAUUCGAUCGACAAAGGAAACAUAUAUAUCUCAGGCUACAGCAUGAGGAUGAAACGGAAUAAGGCGAUGAAGGAACUCGGAUACUGCCCUCAAUCUGACUCCUUUUUCGAGUUUCUCACUGGCCGCCAGUUGCUAAAAGUCUUCCUUCUGAUAUGGGGCUUUCCAAGCAAAGACUUGAAUAAACGAUGUGAAAAACUGGCCGAUCAGUUCGGUUUCAGGAAACACUUGGAUAAAAAGAUUACGUACUACAGUGGAGGAACGAAGCGGAAAAUCAACGCUGCAGUUGCCUGUGGAGCAAACUCACUUAUUUGCUUGGAUGAGCCCAGCGCGGGAGUUGAUCCCGCCUCGCGACGUCACGUUUGGACCAUUAUCAACGAGGUGGCCCAACAGGGAAAGGCCGUCCUGCUCACCUCCCAUAACAUGGACGAGAUAAACGCCCUUUGCUCGAAAAGCGUUAUCCUGGUGGAUGGCAGCAUAUACGCCAUGGGAUCGGUUCAGCACGUCAAAAACAAAAUAGCCAAGGGAAUGACGCUCAAGUUGGUUGUAAAUGUACAACCGGAUAAUAUGGUGGCAAUGCUCACUAAGAUUGAGGAUGACAUCUAUAUGACCUAUCCCAACGCAGAACUAAAGGAAAAGUACGAGUUUAGUGGCAGGUUAACAUUUCAAAUUUCCAAAGACACUAGUUGGUCGGAGAUUUUUGAAUAUGUCGAGGGCAAUCGCAGUUCCUGGCACCUGGAAGACUAUUCCCUAUCACAGCCAUCCUUGGAAGAUGCAUUUGAGGAGAUCGCAGAGGAAAGAAGGAAAAAGAAGAGCAACCAAAGUUAAGAUUUGC
Drosophila melanogaster (fruit fly) is the source of this 4777-nucleotide messenger RNA. RefSeq lists its product as uncharacterized. The transcript has 11 exons. NCBI's taxonomy places the organism in Eukaryota, Metazoa, Arthropoda, Insecta, Diptera, Drosophilidae. Bases 391 to 4770 code for a protein of 1459 amino acids. The record is from RefSeq and is marked reviewed. Gene Ontology annotation, cellular component: membrane. Gene Ontology annotation, biological process: transmembrane transport. Gene Ontology annotation, molecular function: ABC-type transporter activity; ATP hydrolysis activity; nucleotide binding.